AUGCCAUCGUACCUCAUCACAGGCGCCAACCGUGGUUUGGGUUAUGGAUUCGUCCGACAGAUUGUCCGACAGGACCCAAACAAUCUGGUCGUUGGUCUCGUCCGGGACAAAGCCAGCGCCGACGCCAAACUGAGGAGUGAUGGUCUCAAGAACGUUCACUUUGUUCAGGGUGACAUUGCCGACUACGCCUCCCUCGUCAAGGCCCGAGAGGCCGUCUCCUCCAUCACGGGCGGUAAACUGGACUACCUGAUCAACAACGCCGCCUUGGUCUCCCGCGAGACCGAAUCCGAAGGCAUCGACGAAUGGCUCGACGACGCUGGCAUCGAAAAGAUCAACAAGGACCUCAGGGAUUCGUUCGACGUCAACGUCGUCGGCGUGGUCGACACGAUCAAUGUAUUCCUCCCACUGAUCAAGAAGGGGGGCGUGAAGAAGAUUGUGGUCAUUUCUUCAGGUAUGGCCGACCCCGACCUCGUCAACACCGGCAAGGUCCACACCGGCGCCGCCUACUCCAUCUCCAAGGCCGCCGUCAACCUCGCCGUGGCAAAGUACAACUCCCGCCUGGCCGACCAGGGCAUCCUCGUGUUUGCCAUCUCCCCCGGCGUCGUGUCGACCUGGGACGAGGGCCAGGGGGAACCCGCCGCCGUCGACGGCCUCCGUCGAUUGGUCCCCACGUGGCCGGGCCCGUUGACCCCGACCGAGUCGGCCGACGCCUGCCUCGAGGUCAUUCACGACUUCGGCGUCGAAAAGGGCAACGGAGGUUCCUUCGUCAGCCACCACGGCAACAAGGAGUGGUUGUGA
This is a messenger RNA of Exophiala oligosperma, 798 nucleotides long. RefSeq lists its product as uncharacterized. The transcript has 2 exons. Gene Ontology annotation, molecular function: oxidoreductase activity, acting on the CH-OH group of donors, NAD or NADP as acceptor. The coding region runs from base 1 to 798 and encodes 265 amino acids. Lineage: Eukaryota; Fungi; Ascomycota; Eurotiomycetes; Chaetothyriales; Herpotrichiellaceae. The record is from RefSeq and is a predicted model, not a curated record.